AUGUUAUGUCAAUCCGUGUUAGGGACGGUGUGUUUCGAGAGCAAAGACGAGGGCGCGUGCGAGUCCGGGGGACUGAACGUGUCGCGGUGGCACUUCAACGCGGCGCGCAACCGCUGCGAGCGCUUCACCUACCACGGCUGCUCCGGCAACCACAACAACUUCCGCACUAAGGACGAGUGCAACGCCGUCUGUCCCGUGGAGGAGGUAACAUCGAAACUAACAAAAGAGAAGAGUCGAGAAAUCGUUGAUCAAAGCGGAGUAUUGAGUCCUUGUGAGAGACUUCGUGAAAAGAAUGAGGCGGCUACGCAGAAGUACGGCAAGGGUAGUUUCAUCCCCGAGUGCGACGCGGCCGGCGGCUGGCAGCCCGUGCAGUGCAUGGCACAUAUUGACGUGUGUUGGUGUGUGAGCGCACGCGGGGAGCCGCAGAAGGGGUCGCUGGUGCGCGGCGCGCGGCCCGCCUGCAACUUCAGACAAGCGCGCAAGUGGAUGCGCCGCGACCCCGACGACGAGCGCGCCAAAGCUGACGAAG
Molecule: messenger RNA, 529 nt
Organism: Papilio polytes (common Mormon)
Lineage: Eukaryota; Metazoa; Arthropoda; Insecta; Lepidoptera; Papilionidae
Product: SPARC-related modular calcium-binding protein 2-like
Exons: 4
Biological process (GO): cell-matrix adhesion
Cellular component (GO): basement membrane
Molecular function (GO): serine-type endopeptidase inhibitor activity
Source: RefSeq, a predicted model, not a curated record